UAUGACAUAGGAACUGUUUGUUUGAUUUGUAGCAAAGAGCGCGCGCAGCAGGUAUUUGUCCUACAUGCAAGUGGGCCUUCACGAAACGUUUUUUAAAACGGCCUAAACCGACUUUCUAUACGAAAAUGACUUACAGAAGAGGUGCUUUAAUUGUGCUCGAAGGAGUUGACAAGGCUGGAAAAACUACGCAAUGCAAGAAAUUGGUUCAAGCAUUGCAGCAAAGCGGAAGACCAGCAGAGAUGAUGAGAUUUCCCGACAGAACUACAAAGAUUGGUCAGCUGAUCAGCUCCUACCUGGAGAGAAAGAGCAACUUGGAGGACCACACUGUUCACCUGCUGUUCUCUGCCAACCGCUGGGAGCUCGUACCAGAGAUUAAAGAGAAGCUGGAACAGGGAAUCAGCCUGGUGGUGGACCGCUACGCAUUCUCUGGAGUGGCAUUUACCAGUGCCAAACCGGGCUUCAGUCUGGACUGGUGCAAAUCCCCAGACGUGGGGCUGCCGAAGCCAGACUUGGUGAUGUUCCUGAAGCUCAGCCCCUCUGAGGCAGAGGGCCGUGGAGAGUUUGGGACGGAGCGGUACGAGACCACCGUCUUCCAGCGGACUGUCCAGAGCAGAUUUGAGCAGCUGAUGAAGGACCCCUCAGUCAACUGGCAGGUUAUUGAUGCAGCCAGGACAAUAGAAGAUGUCCACACAGAUAUCAAGGAACACACAGUGAAUGCCAUCAAUAAGGUGGAGGAGCAACCUCUUGGAGAGCUGUGGAAAUGAUAGGCACACUGCUUAUCGCAUGCCGGACGCGCGAAGCUCUAUGGCUAAGCUCUUAAUGUAGAAUAUUUAUUACCUCCAGAUUGCAGACACUAUCUACUGUACAUAACCCACUGCUGCUCAGCAAAAUGAGGGGAAGUCAGAAAUCACCUAUUCAGCAGGUCCACUGUGCUUCUUCAUUCCCGUUGACAACUCAUGACCGACAAAUGAAGAACUUUUAACUUUUUAUUUAAUUUUCUUAACUUACUUUUUCUCAUUUUCUUGCUCACAUCUUUUUUUAUUCCUUGUAUUUGUCAUAUGCACAGUUAGAGUAAAUAAAUAAUUUUAAAAUGCA
Messenger RNA from Alosa alosa (allis shad), 1095 nucleotides. It is a transcript of the gene dtymk, whose product is annotated as deoxythymidylate kinase (thymidylate kinase). The transcript is spliced from 5 exons. Lineage: Eukaryota; Metazoa; Chordata; Actinopteri; Clupeiformes; Clupeidae. Gene Ontology annotation, cellular component: cytoplasm; nucleus; mitochondrion. Gene Ontology annotation, molecular function: dTMP kinase activity; ATP binding. Gene Ontology annotation, biological process: dUDP biosynthetic process; dTTP biosynthetic process; dTDP biosynthetic process. The coding region runs from base 126 to 764 and encodes 212 amino acids. The record is from RefSeq and is a predicted model, not a curated record.